This is a messenger RNA of Echinops telfairi (small Madagascar hedgehog), 1272 nucleotides long. It is a transcript of the gene NNAT, whose product is annotated as neuronatin. The record is from RefSeq and is a predicted model, not a curated record. Gene Ontology annotation, biological process: positive regulation of insulin secretion; brain development. Gene Ontology annotation, cellular component: cytoplasm. The coding region runs from base 90 to 467 and encodes 125 amino acids. The transcript has 3 exons. NCBI's taxonomy places the organism in Eukaryota, Metazoa, Chordata, Mammalia, Afrosoricida, Tenrecidae.
GCCCAACAGCAGUACUCUGAGCGAUCAGUGGACUUCGGCGAACCACCAGCCCGCUCUCAACCACCUAUCCAUCCACCGCUCUCGGUAUCAUGGCGGCAGUGGCAGCAGCCUCGGCGGAGCUACUCAUCAUUGGCUGGUACAUCUUUCGCGUGCUGCUGCAGGUGUUCCUGGAAUGCUGCAUUUACUGGGUAGGAUUCGCUUUUCGAAAUCCUCCAGGGACACAGCCCAUUGCGAGAAGUGUUCAGGUACUCCCUGCAGAAGCUCGCGUACACGGUGACCAGAACCGGGCGGCAGGUGAUGGGGGAGCGCCGGCAGCGGGCCCCGAACUGAGGCCCCAGCCCCCAGCCCUGGGCGGCCGUGUCACCAGGUGCUCCUGUGCAUCUAUGCCAGCAUGGGAACCAAUGCCGCGCAGGAAUGGGGGGUCCCCUGUGCUCUCUCGCCAGAGGAGCACAUGCCAAGGCCAGUGAGGGGCCUUUAGGCCCCCGGAGAAGCAGCACCGGCAAUGAUGAAGAUACCAGACCCUUUCCGAAGCCCCUUGUACCCUUCCCACUAAGGGGUGGGGCAGCGGGAGGAUGGGGGUGGGGGAGCAGACCCUAGAGAUCUGGGCCUAGGCACAGCAUUCUGAUCUGGAUCAAGUCGGGACAGAACCACCAAGCCCCGCGGCCACGGCCAUGCCAGGAGGCCCCACCACGGAGAUCCAAACACACACCAGCCAGCAGAAUGAACAUUCCGACAUCACCAGCGAAGACCUGAAUCGCCAUGCUGAGAAGGCUCCCUCUGCGUGCCCUGCGUGCCCGCGUGGCGGGACUGGAGGGUACUGUGAAGGGUGGAUUGAGCUAGGUUGAGAAAGGGGUCCUCUGGCUGGUCUUUGCCUACGGCAUGCGCAUUAAGCCUUAUUGCCUUUGCUCCCUCUAUUCCCUAUUCCCUCUGCGCCCUACUUCACCCCCUCCUAAGCCUCCCCGCCCCCCAAAGAAAUGUAUCACCUGAUUUGGACCUACUCAACAAACUAAUCCCAGCUUUACUAAAAAACAAAAAAACUUCUCCGAGCCCAUAGCCCCUCACUGAUCUUGCUUUUCCCUGGUCUCACGCAGCUGUGGUCAGUAGUGUGGUAAUCGCUAAAUGUAGAUUGUUUAAACGCGCAUUAGUUGUGUCUCCCCGGCUAGAUUGUAAGCUCCUGGAGGACAGGGACCACCUCUACAAAAAAUAAAAGCCAGAACCUCCCCCAUCUCGCAGUGUCCCAAGGCCCUGUGGGGUGGUGGAGGCGCAGCAAAA